CAUAUGACUAAAGCCGGAAGCAGAACACAACAACUGUCCGUCCCUUAAGAUUGUUUAUUUCCUUCCUGUUAUUUAGCUUUUACAUAAUGGAGUCAAGUCUUGAGCAGCACCUCGAUGACACGAUGAAGAAUCCAGCGGUUGUUGGAGUCUUGUGUACAGAUCACCAGGGACACAACCUCGGCUGUCGAGGAUCUCUGUCAGAUGAACAUGGAGGCGUCAUCUCAGUUUUGGCCAAACAAGCUUCUGCUCUCAGCAAGGACCCCACAGACUCUCCGACUGUGUGUCUGGAGUCUGAAUCAGGAAACAUUCUGGUGAGGAGCCACGGGACCAUCACGAUGGCUGUUCACAAGAUCGCCUCUUAAAGGUCGAGUGUAAACAGCCUUCAUGUUAGCUUGGUUGGAUUUCCUUCAUUGUGUUGUAUGAUGAUGAUGAUGUUGUUGACAUGCACCUGUUGUGUUGUUACUGUGUGGCGUGAUGCUCCAUGAUCAGUAAAGAAUUGCAGCA
Molecule: messenger RNA, 504 nt
Organism: Synchiropus splendidus (mandarinfish)
Lineage: Eukaryota; Metazoa; Chordata; Actinopteri; Syngnathiformes; Callionymidae
Gene: lamtor5
Product: late endosomal/lysosomal adaptor, MAPK and MTOR activator 5
Exons: 4
Coding region: 87-362 (91 amino acids)
Biological process (GO): positive regulation of TORC1 signaling; cellular response to amino acid stimulus
Cellular component (GO): lysosome; cytoplasm; Ragulator complex
Molecular function (GO): guanyl-nucleotide exchange factor activity
Source: RefSeq, a predicted model, not a curated record